Anastrepha obliqua is the source of this 3280-nucleotide messenger RNA. RefSeq names its product bone morphogenetic protein receptor type-1B (gene tkv). Bases 1 to 1455 code for a protein of 484 amino acids. Gene Ontology annotation, molecular function: SMAD binding; transforming growth factor beta receptor activity, type I; ATP binding. Lineage: Eukaryota; Metazoa; Arthropoda; Insecta; Diptera; Tephritidae. Gene Ontology annotation, cellular component: signaling receptor complex; plasma membrane. Gene Ontology annotation, biological process: cellular response to growth factor stimulus; protein phosphorylation; dorsal/ventral pattern formation. The record is from RefSeq and is a predicted model, not a curated record. The transcript has 2 exons.
AUGCUGAGUUGCUAUUGCGAUGGCAGUUGUCCGGACAAUGUAAUUAACGGCACGUGCGAAACCCGCCCCGGUGGUUCCUGCUUCAGCGCAGUCGAAGAAGUGUACGAUGAGAUCACAGGCACAUACGAGGAGGAGCGAACAUAUGGUUGUAUGCCGCCAGAAGAGAAUGGCGGCCUGUUAAUGUGCAAAGUCGCUGCCGUUCCUCACCUACAUGGCAAGAAUAUCGUCUGUUGUGAUACGGGCGAUUUCUGCAACCGCAAUAUCCAUCCCGAGUACACACCGAAGAGCACCACCACCCCGCCCGAAUUGCCAGUGAGCUCGCAAUCCAUACACUACCUGCUCAUGUUAACCUCGCUCACGGUCUGUUUGACGAUAUUCGUUGUGGUGCUGCUCAUAUUUUGUGUCAUGUAUCGCCGACGUGAGAAGCAAGGCAAGCAGCCUCGUCUCAUCAGCUCCAUGUGUAACAGUCAAAUAUCACCGCUAUCGCAAUUGGUCGGACAGAGCACGGGUUCGGGUUCGGGCUUACCAUUGUUGGUUCAACGCACCAUUGCCAAGCAAAUACAAAUGGUGCGCUCCGUUGGUAAAGGACGUUAUGGUGAAGUGUUCUUGGCUAAAUGGCGUGAUGAACGUGUUGCCGUCAAAAUCUUCUUCAUGACCGAGGAGUCUUCAUGGUUCCGCGAAACCGAAAUCUAUCAGACUGUGCUCAUCAGGCACGAAAAUAUACUGGGUUUCAUUGCGGCCGACAUCAAACACAUGGGCAGCCAUACACAAAUGAUGCUCAUCACCGACUUCCACGAAAAUGGCAGCCUACACGAUUAUCUCUUCACUUCGGUGAUUACACCGCAAAAGCUGCAACUUUUGGCCUACUCACUCGCUUCGGGCUUGGCACACUUGCACGAUGAAAUUGUCGGAACACCAGGCAAACCGGCCAUAGCUCAUCGCGACAUCAAAAGCAACAACAUACUUGUCAAACGCAAUGGCCAAUGUGCCAUCGCCGACUUUGGUUUGGCCGUCAAAUAUACAUCCGAGAUGGACGAGAUACAAAUGGCACCGAAUACACGCGUUAGCACGCCACGCUACAUGGCACCGGAAAUGCUCAACGAGACAUUGAACCAACAGCAAUUCGAGGAAUUCAAACGCGCCGAUAUGUACUCGGUCGGCUUGGUGUUAUGGGAAAUGUCUAGGCGCUGUUAUACGCAAGUGCCCGGCUCGAAUGCGACCACAUGCGAGGAUUAUGCACUGCCCUAUCACGAUGUGGUGCCCGCCGAUCCCACUUUCAAGGACAUGCACGAUGUUGUGUGCCUGAAAGGUUUCCGGCCGCCUGUGCCGUUGCGUUGGCAGGACGAUGAUGUGCUCAUGACCAUGGCUAAAAUCAUGCAAGAGUGCUGGCAUCCGAAUCCGACGGUGCGGCUAACAGCACUGCGCGUCAAAAAGACACUCGGACGUCUAGAGUAGAGCGACACUGCGAAAGCGCGCAGAUAGCGACGUAUAAGAACGCAAAGCGAGCGGAAAGUGGAGUUGCCUCGCUAAAGUAGUGCGAGAUGAGAUGCGUGACAGUUUAAAUUUUAAAUCAUAGUUUUAAAGUUGAGUCUAAUUUAAGUUGAACGUAAAUUUUUAAUAACAAUUUUGCUUAAUUAUUCUUGUUAAGCUAAUAGUAUUAGUGUUUGGAUGUAGUGGUUAAUAUUCGAAACGCUUUGUACAUUUUCAAUAGCAUUUUAAUGUUUUCGACGCGUAUGAUUUUAGCUUUGAAAACGACUUAGCUAACUGUUAUUUUUUGUACUAGAUUAAGUUUAGUUAAAAGCAAAAAAACAAAAACAUUUAUGUAAAUUAAAAACAAGGCAGCUUUUCCGCACUCAGAAGUCCUUGAAAGGCUGCGUGCAAUGAGCGAAAUAAGAAGUAAUUUAUAGUAAUUUCCAAAUGGAGCUCGUUCAGGAGCUUCACCAUUCUAGAAGUGUAAACCGUGAAAGACGUUUCGAUACUGCCAGAUCAUACAAAAAAAAACCUUUAAGAGCGCGUUUAUAAAUAAAUACAAAACUAUUGUGAAAACUCCGUUACAACGGUCGUGCCUGUAAGCCACGCUUUUGCUGUUACUGUUUUAAGCUAAUAAAAAAUUGACGAAAAGCCUUGCAAAAAUGCUGCUAGGCGUUGGCAGUGCUUGGCCGGAUAUCAGUCUGCGUCCAUGCUGGUAGCGUCAGCCCGGCUUUUGUGACAACGCUUCAGUUUGUUAUUCACUCAUGGCUUGAUUUUUGCUGAACUUAAAAUUUUAUUGAGUUGAAAGUUUAAUUUUCAUGCCAAAGGUGCUCAUAAGGCAAUACUGAAAGUAUACUGAUAAGAUUGUUUUUUGUCAAAAGAAUUGUGCAGAUGUUCUUAGGGCGAAAAGCUGCAAUUUUUUUUCAAACGCAAGUUCGAAGCAAAACUUAAUGCGAUGCCGAUAAAAUCUCUCUGUAUCAUAAAAACUUCAGAGAAAAAUGUGAUUCUACCGCUGCUCGUACAAAAACAAUUUUCAUUUAAUAGCAAACAAAAAAUCAGUAACUUUACAAAAUUUUUUUUUAUAGACGCACUUUUUUAACAUCGAUGAUCUGCUUUUUUUUUGACAAUGAAAAUUUCGCUAAGUUAUUUUCAGCGUUUCACACAACGCAGCCUAAUUGUGGUGCAGAAUAGCUUUUUCGCUCAGCGCGCGUAUACAUGAAUUAUAAUUUUAUUUCUUAUAGCAGUUUUUUUUUAGUAGUUUUAGUGUUUUUUGUUUUUCAAAUAUUUGUAUAUAGCAAAUUAUUUAAGUAUGCCUUUGAGCUAAGCCAAAUUUUAGAAUUCUCCCUUCGAAUGAGGUUUGAUUUAAUUUGUUAACUAUUAUUUUAUUUUUGGCUGUUGGAUUAGUUUUUGAAAAUAAGUUGCCAUUUAUAUUUUGUCUUUAACCUUCUCUGACUUUACUUGUGAACUUUGGGUUUCAAAUACUUUUUGAAUUUUGUGCUUCGUUUCGCUUUAAAGUUUUUUCGUUUUUUUUAUUUUAUUAUUAAAAGUUGCCAAAAUUUGUUAUAUCUAUUUGAAAAAAAAAAUGUAUUGUUUUCGCUUGUGAAUUAAUUUUAUAAAGUAAUAUUGCCUUAACUGUGUAAAAUAAACCAUAAAAACUAAAAUAUGUAAUAUAUAAAUAGCGCACUGAUUAAGAAAAACUGGCCUUAAUGCAGUUCGUAAAGUUGCCUUUCUAUGCUUUGCUACAACAAAAAUACUAUAUAUUAUAUUAUAAAUAAAAAACGAAAAUAUAUUUAACUAACAAACUAUACAA